AUUAUGGUCAGUAUUGGUGUUAUAGCCAAGUCUAUAAAUUAUUGCAGUAAAAAUUUGUGUCAAGAUAAGACACACAUUGCCUGCAAUAACAAUGGGGUAAGAAGUUUUAGUCCACGAUGUGAAAAUCCCAAAAUAGUGACAAUAACUCCCAAAAUACGCGAUUUCAUUGUGAAUCGUCACAAUCAGCUGCGUAAUCAAAUAGCCAAGGGGUUUCCACCAUUUAAACCGGCCGCCCGCAUGGCCACAAUGCGUUGGCAUGGGGAAUUGGCCAGAUUGGCUGAGUUAAAUGUACGCCAGUGUGCAAUGAUUCAUGAUGAGUGUCGUAACACGGAUGCAUUUAGAUAUGCGGGACAAAAUCUGGGUGAAAUUCGUUCAAGUCGUGCAAUAGAUGUCUUAAAGGCUUUGAAGUUUCAAAUUCAGUCGUGGUUUGAUGAAUACAAAGAUACCCCGGUGGAUUUGAUUGAUAAGUUUAGAUCGUUGGAGAGUGGGGCACAAAUCGGUCACUUUACUGCCAUAAUUCAGGAUAAAUCUACGCAUAUUGGCUGUGCUAUUAUGCAUCAGACUUUACUCACCGGUAGACAUCAUCAAUUACUGGCUUGUAAUUAUGCCUACACUAAUGUUCUACACAGACCUGUGUAUGUAACCGGAAGAAGUGCUAGUAAAUGUACCACAGGUACCAAUGCAAAUUAUACUUCGUUAUGUUCUGUCAAUGAAAAAUAUAGUUUGGUACCUUAG
Molecule: messenger RNA, 735 nt
Organism: Musca vetustissima
Lineage: Eukaryota; Metazoa; Arthropoda; Insecta; Diptera; Muscidae
Product: antigen 5 like allergen Cul n 1-like
Exons: 4
Source: RefSeq, a predicted model, not a curated record